AUGAGGAUUAAAGAAAUAGAUCGAACAGCUAAUAUAGCAUGGUCACCAGUUGAUCAGUAUCCUAUAUAUUUGGCUACAGGAACAGCUGCUCAACAAUUAGAUGCAACAUUUAGCACAUCUUCAUCAGUAGAAUGCUACAGUUUAAAUUUAGCAGAGGCAACACUUGACAUGCCUUUAGUGGCAUCAAAGCAAACUGAAUGCAGAUUUCAUAAAGUUCUAUGGGGUUCAUUAGGCAUAGGAACAUCAGAUUUUCCUGCUGGUGUUAUUGUUACUGGUGGGGAUAAUGGUGACAUACAAGUGUUUAAUGCUGAUUCUUUGAUAAAACAAGAUGAGGACUGUUUGAUAAAUAAACUGUCACACCAUAAUGGAGCUGUACGCGCUCUGGAUCUCAACCCAUUUCAGAAAAAUUUACUAGCAUCUGGUGGAGGAGAUUCAGAAAUCUAUAUCUGGGAUUUAAAUAAAACUGAGAAACCCAUGACUCCUGGUCAAAAAUCACAGCCACCAGAAGAUGUACAGUGUGUAGCCUGGAAUCAACAAGUUCAACACAUUCUAGGUUCUACAUUAACUAAUAGGUGUGUGGUGUGGGAUUUACGUAAAAAUGAACCUAUUAUUAAAGUCAGUGAUAGUAUGUCUAGGAUAAAAUGUAAACAUGUAGUAUGGCAUCCUGAAGUAGCUACCCAACUAAUGUUAUCAUCAGAAGAUGACCAUACUCCUGUCAUACAGCUCUGGGAUCUACGUUAUGCUACUUCACCUCUUAAAGUUUUAGAAAAUCAUCAAAGAGGUGUAUUAUCUAUGGCAUGGUGUCCUCAAGAUCCAGAUUUGUUAUUAUCCUGUGGUAAAGAUAAUAGAAUAUUGUGCUGGAAUCCAAAUAGCAAUAUACAAGGUGGAGAGGUAAUAUAUGAAAUACCAACCAGUAAUCAAUGGUGUUUUGAUGUACAAUGGUGUCCAAGGAAUCCAUCAUUAAUCUCAGGCUCCACUUUUGAUGGACAUAUAACAAUUUAUAGUUUAAUGGGUGGCGGACAUCCAAUUCAACCUAGUAAUAAGGUUGCUGAAUCUUUUAAUACAGUAGAACCAUUUGGACAAGCACCAAUUCCUGUACCACAAGAGCAAGAAAAAGUCAUGCCAUUACAAAAACCACCGAAAUGGUUGAGAAAACCUGUAGGAGCUUCUUUUGCUUUUGGAGGUAAAUUAGUUAGUUUUGGACAUAUGAAGAGUACUAAUCCACAACAACCAGUACCAAAACAAGUUUAUAUCAGUCAAGUUAUAACUGAGACAGAAAUUGUCAAUAGAUCUAGUCAGCUAGAACAAGCCAUUAAUAAUAACCAAUUCCUAGAGUUUUGUGCUAUGAAAGCCUCCAACUGUAAUGACAAUAUGGAAGAAAGUAUCUGGAACUUUUUGAAGGUUAAUUUUGAAAAGGAUCCAAGAAAAGAGUUCUUACACUUACUGGGCUAUGAUGAGACUGGUCUGGCUGAAAAGAAAUAUACAGCAGAAUCAAAUAUUAGUGAAGGUGUAGAUGCUUCAGAACUAGCACAGAAAAUGUCUCAGUUAGGAACAGGGGUGAGUGCUGAUGGAUUAAUGACACAAGCUUUAUUAACUGGUAAUUUUGAAGCUGCAGUUGAUAUGUGUUUGAGUCAAAACAAAAUGGCUGAAGCUAUUUUAUUAGCUAUUGCUGGAGGACAAGAAUUGCUUAGUAAAACACAAAAAAUAUACUUCCAGAGAAAUAAGAGCCAUUUGGGCAGGCUUAUAUCAUCUAUUGUAACUCAUGAUUGGCCACAUAUUAUCAACAAUUGUGAGCUAGAUAAUUGGAAAGAGGCUUUAGCUGUUAUUUUAACUUAUUCUAAACCAGAAGAAUUUUCACCAUUAUGUGAUGCAUUGGCUAGUCGUCUAGAAAGUGAAAAUAAUGGUCAACUGUCUUUGUAUGCCAGCUUAUGUUAUAUAUGUUCGGGUAAUAUUGAGAGGCUAGUUGAAAAUUGGAUGAGAAAUACAGAAAAUAAUAAUGCUCCCAUGGCAUUACAGGAUCUAGUAGAGAAAGUAAUGAUAUUACGUAAAGCUGUGUAUUUAACUAGAGGUAGUAUAUCAGAAAUAUCAACUGGACCAUUAGCUGAUAGAUUAAACCAAUAUGCUGGCUUGUUGGCAGCUCAGGGAAAUCUCUUUACAGCUCUAUCUUACCUUAGAAAUGCUAAUGAGCCUAGUUUAGCAGUAUUAUUAGAUAGAUUGUAUCAAGCCAUUGGUCAGCCUAUUCAAGGUAUGACACAGCCCCAGUUUCCAUUUCAACGUGUUAACUUACUGCCAGUUGGUGUUAGACAACCUCAGCAACAGCAGCAGGAGCAACAACAGAUUAGACAACGUCAACAAAUGAGAGGAAGCCAUCAAGCUCAGUCUAAGAUAGGAGUUGGAUACAAUCAACCACCCAAUAUGUCAGGACCUAUUAUACCAUCUUAUCAGGAAUCGAAAACAGAAAGUGCUUGGAAUGAUCCUCCUUUACAAAUGAAGAGAAAAUUAGAAGAUGUAUGUAGAAAAUUAGAAAUAUUAUAUGAUAAACUUAGAGAGGAUACUCUGUCACAGAAUGUACUAAUGGGUUUACAUCAAAUAGUUCAAUAUAUACAACAAUUUGAUUAUAAUACAUGUUUGUCUAUACAAACACAGAUGAUCAGUCAAGGUAAUUUCAGUGAAAUAAGUGCCUUUAUGCCUGGUGUUAAAGUCUUACUACAAACAGCCUCUCAAUUACAAGUUUAUCUACAAUAG
Messenger RNA from Lottia gigantea (owl limpet), 2745 nucleotides. RefSeq lists its product as hypothetical. Gene Ontology annotation, molecular function: protein binding; structural molecule activity. Gene Ontology annotation, biological process: COPII-coated vesicle cargo loading; endoplasmic reticulum organization; intracellular protein transport. The record is from RefSeq and is a predicted model, not a curated record. The transcript is spliced from 20 exons. The coding region runs from base 1 to 2745 and encodes 914 amino acids. NCBI's taxonomy places the organism in Eukaryota, Metazoa, Mollusca, Gastropoda, Lottiidae. Gene Ontology annotation, cellular component: COPII vesicle coat; endoplasmic reticulum exit site.